AUGAAAAUUCUGAUGCAUGUGUGCAUGUUGAGGUAAGUUUUUCUUAUUCAUUGUUGCAUGUUGAAGUGAUGACAAGUCACAUGCAUAUUGUGCUGCAAAACGAUAAUUUUUUCGGUUCUGUUGGACUUAUUGACUUUGUGCAUCGUGCUAUAUUGUAGAGGCCGGGCAUUUCUCUGAUGCGGUUGUAUCAUCUCAAUAAAUCAAUUAAAUGAAAUGUCCUUUAUAAAAAAAUAGAUAUGAAAGAUUCCUAGUUUUUUAUCUUUUUGUAGUUAGACCAUCACACAUCUAUUUUUAAUACAUAGAUUGAUCAGUUUAAUUACGUACUUUCAAUAUGCCUACCUGAAUUACAUCAUCAGAACAUUCAUAAUAUAUAAAUUCAUUAAAGAAUUUUUUUUCGAUGCCACCACUUUAAACCAGAGUGGGUCGGGCCCAGCUCUUGUUGCACGUAUAUAUACCUAACCUAAUCUUCGUCCUCCUCAUACAUAAGUUGCGUCCGGCGCUAGCUUCCUUCCAAGAGCUAUCUUCGUCGAUCAGCUUGGCAUGUCGAAGCCGCUGCGCGGACCCAGGAAGCGGGUGAGGAGAGGCCUGUGGUCGCCGGAGGAGGACGCUAAGCUGACGAACUACAUUGCCAUGUAUGGCCACGGCUGCUGGAGUUAUCUCCCCAGGCUAGCAGGCCUCGACAGGUGUGGAAAGAGCUGCAGGCUGAGAUGGUUGAACUACCUGAGGCCGGACCUGAAGCGGGACGCUCUCUCUCAGGAUGAGGAGGAUGCCAUCAUUCGACUCCAUUCCAUCAUAGGCAACAGGUGGUCUCAGAUCGCGGCGCGGCUGCCAGGGCGGACCGACAAUGAGGUCAAGAACUUCUGGCACUCCUUCAUCAAGAAGAAGCUCCGCCGGCGUGGCAUCGACCCAGCCACACACAAGCCCGUGAUCGCCGAGCAGCUCGUCUUGCCAUCCGUGGACCGGCACAUGUCUCACUCUCACCCGGCCGUGACGGCAAAAAGCUGCAUGUGCAUCGGGAGCAGCACGGACGGCAGGGCGGUGUUCAGUGAAGCACUGGCCCAGCACAUCCUGCCAUCGGCGGUUCCUCCGGUGGUGACGGCAGGCAGCAACGCGCGCCGCGGACACGAGGGCGCACACGCUGCGCUGGUGCUCGGUGCCGAUGCUGCCGUGGCGCCACCGGGCUUCACUGGCUACCUGGACGCGAACGCCCCUGGUGGCGGGCAGCCGGCGGUUCUCCCACUGGUGUCGAUGGCUGGCCCAACCCUGGAGCCGCCGGAUUUCACUGGCUACCUGGACGCGAACGCUUCCGGUUCCGUGCAGCCGGCGGCUAUCCCGGUGGCGUCGAUGGCUGGCCCAAACCCCUCGGGCACCGGCGCCUGCGCUGCCGCCUUCGCUGGCGAGCAGUGGAGCAACCGCACAAACAGCGGCAGUCAGUUCGAGCUGAAACAGAGCGGUACCGCCUCGGCCACUGACCAACUCCGGUGGCCGAUUGGUGGCGGCUUUGACGCCGUCGGAGCGGCGCUAGAAGACCUCGAGUGGCUCGACGACUUCGUGUUGGAUGUAUAA
This is a messenger RNA of Aegilops tauschii subsp. strangulata, 1566 nucleotides long. Lineage: Eukaryota; Viridiplantae; Streptophyta; Magnoliopsida; Poales; Poaceae. The record is from RefSeq and is a predicted model, not a curated record.